Lycium ferocissimum is the source of this 1595-nucleotide messenger RNA. Its product is annotated as armadillo repeat-containing protein LFR-like. The coding region runs from base 72 to 1463 and encodes 463 amino acids. The record is from RefSeq and is a predicted model, not a curated record. The transcript is spliced from 8 exons. Gene Ontology annotation, cellular component: SWI/SNF complex; brahma complex; nucleoplasm. Gene Ontology annotation, molecular function: nucleosome binding. NCBI's taxonomy places the organism in Eukaryota, Viridiplantae, Streptophyta, Magnoliopsida, Solanales, Solanaceae. Gene Ontology annotation, biological process: chromatin remodeling; regulation of transcription by RNA polymerase II; positive regulation of DNA-templated transcription.
ACACUAUCACAGUGGUCUUUUCUCGUGCACCCCAAAAAAGGAGUGAAAUAAGCGGGAAAGAAAAAAAAAGGAUGAACAAGCGGCAAAGCGGUGGCGCAGCAGCCGGUACUCCAGCAGCUAAAAGAGGUCGUCCUUUUGGCAGCGGAAGCAGUAGCAACGCUGCUUCAGCCGCGGCUGCAGCUGCCGCGUCGGCUAAUGCAGCCGACGCCAUAGCUCCGCCAACACUCCUUGGGCCUUCACUUCAUGUUCAUUAUGCUUUCGCUGAAACAAAUCAUAAAAGGAUUGUUCUGGCACUUCAAAGUGGAUUGAAGAGUGAGCUGACGUGGGCAUUAAACACACUCACUUUGAUGUCAUUUAAGGAGAAAGAUGAAGUCCGGAAAGAUGCACAACCUCUUGCGAAAAUUACUGGGUUGCUUGAUGCUCUACUUCAAGUUAUAGAUGACUGGCGUGAUAUAGCUUUACCGAGGGUGCUUGUGAAGACACCACGUGUUCGACUUUUGGGUGCAAAUUCAGCUGUUACUGGAUUUGGAAAUGAAUAUGAGGCGUUGAACUCGGACAAUCCCUUACCCCAUCCUAGUACUGGACCUGGAUCUUCCAACAAAGAGGUAUCUGUUCUAAAGUGUGCUAACAAGCUUCGCCCUGGAGUCUGGAGUUUUGAAGAAGAUGGCCUAUUUAAUUUGGAUGAGGAGGGGCGGGCUGAGAAGCAGCUCUGUGCUGUUGCUGCUUCAAACAUUAUCCGCAACUUCUCUAACAUGCCAGAUAAUGAAGUGAUCAUGGCGCAGCAUAGGCAUUGCUUGGAAACCAUAUUUCAAUGUCUCGAAGAUUAUGUUACAGAGGACGAGGAACUUGUCACAAAUGCCCUCGAGACUGUAGUGAAUUUAGCUCUACUGCUGAAUCUUCGUAUCUUUAGCUCCUCAAAACCUUCUUUUAUCAAAAUGACGGAGAAACGUGCCGUCCAGGCUCUCAUGGGAAUGCUGGGAUCUGCUGUGAAGGCCUGGCACUCUGGUGCUGCUGAAUUAAUUGGUCGUCUUAUUAUAAAUCCCGACAAUGAACCUUUCCUACUUCCUUUUGCUUCUCAGAUAUAUAAACGAUUAGUCGAUAUAAUGAGCCUACCACCUACUGAUUCUCAAGCAGCUGCUGUAGGUGCGUUAUAUAACCUUGCAGAGGUAAGUGUGGACUGUCGUUUGAAGCUGGCCAGUGAACGAUGGGCAAUUGAUCGACUGUUGAAAGUGAUUAAGGCGCCACAUCCAGUACCUGAAAUUUGUCGUAAAGCAGCAACUAUUUUGGAAAGCCUCGUGCUGGAGCCUCAGAACAAGCCGCUCCUACUAGUGUAUGAAAAUGCUUUUGCAGAGAUGCUUUUCGGGGAUCCGAGGUACUCGGACAUAUUCGCGAGGAUAUUAUAUGAACUAACAUCGCGUCCAAGCAGCAAAGUUGCAUCAGCUUGUGGUAUCUGGGGCAUGUAACCCAUGGUGCUGUCUUGGGUGGAUUUCUGCUGACAUUCUGCUGUAAAUAUUAGUUCACCUUGACUGUUUAUUAGUUAUACUUGUUUUAUGUACUCUAAUCUAGCUCUUAAAUGCAAACUUUAGUUCUAGCCA